UUGCUUGCAGUAAUUUCACUUCCAGUAACAAAUCCAACGGCUAAAGAUGACACCAAGGUGAUGAAGUGCAUUGUUGAAGUCAUCUCGGAUACAGUCUCAAAGCCAACUCCACUCCCAAUCAGCCCAGAAUGCCUAGAAAUCCUUCAAGGAGAUGAAAGGAUCCGUUCCAUUCUUCGUCAUCAAAACUUACUAAAGGAACUGCAGGAGAUUGCAAUCCAAGGAGCCAGUGAAAGGACGGAGCAACAGAAGAAAAACAGCGGUUUCGAAGAUGAGCUUUCUGAAGUCCUUGAAAGCCAAAGUAACAAGAAUACAGAAAGAGAUCUAUCAGAAGGGGCCCCUAAUGAAGAGCCCACCAGCUCUUUCGUGGAGCUAGAGACCGAGAGAAGUCAGAUGGACAGUGAAAGGGAUGCUUCGAAAGAGGAUGAGGGCAACAGCUUGGAAGAGAGAGAGACGAGAGCUCGAGAAGUUGACCCUGAAGACGGAAAGGAGAAUGUUGCCGGAUUUGAAAGCAAUGAAGCUGGCGAGACUGAAGAAUUGGCUUGGGAUGACGCUGUCGACAAUCAUAUCCGUGACGACCUCGGAGACGACAGGAUACGUGAGCGGGGACGUCAGGAGGGCAAAGAACCCGCAGGGAGAGGGGAGGCAGAUGCGUUUGAGGAGAAGAAGCAUGUUUCUAGAAACAGUCAAGAGGAGAGCCGUGAAGAAGCAGAGGACACUAUCCAAGACCAUGCUGAAGAUGAAGAGGAGGAGGAAGAGGAGGUGGAGGAGGAAGAAGAGGAAGAGAGAGGGACCUCUGAAGAGGAACAUGCUGCUAAUUUAGAGGAUGAGGAUGAACAAAAGGAAAUUGAAAAUGAAGGCAGUAAGGGUUUUGAAAAGGAUGACAAACCUUUGGAAGAGAGAGAGAAAUACCGUAGCAUGAAAGGAGGGAGGCGUCACUCUCUCGAGGAAACCAGGCAGGCUGAAGACCCUUCCCGCGCCAGAGAUACUGAACAUGAUGAAAUGGAAGAGGAGCCCUCCAGAGAUUUAGAAGAUGCCAAGAGGUGGAACAAAAUGGAUGAGCUGGCCAAGCAACUGACCACGACGAAGCGUGCAGAGGAGAACGAAAGCAACGAAGACCCAGAUCAGUCCAUGAAACUGGCACUCCGGUCUCGCAAGUAUGACUUUCGCAACCCUGAAGAUGAGAUGAGGAGCCCCCAGGCGCACCACUCGAAAGAGGACACCAGCGAAGGAGGCUUCCCGGUUGUUGCCUUGCCUGAGGAGAAAAAGGAUGAAGAAGGCAGUGCGAACAGAAGAACAGAGGAGCAAGAGCUGGAAAGCUUGGCGGCAAUCGAAGCAGAGCUGGAGAAAGUGGCCCAGAAGCUCCACGCCCUACGGAGAGGCUGA
Euleptes europaea (tarantolino) is the source of this 1383-nucleotide messenger RNA. RefSeq names its product chromogranin A (gene CHGA). Lineage: Eukaryota; Metazoa; Chordata; Lepidosauria; Squamata; Sphaerodactylidae. Gene Ontology annotation, cellular component: chromaffin granule. The transcript has 7 exons. The coding region runs from base 61 to 1383 and encodes 440 amino acids. Gene Ontology annotation, biological process: defense response to bacterium; negative regulation of insulin secretion; negative regulation of catecholamine secretion. The record is from RefSeq and is a predicted model, not a curated record.